AUGAAUUCCCCGUCGAAAUUAAACGAUUUCUUUGGAAUCGUGGAUGACUUUUUUAAGAAAACGUUUAGAGAAAAUUCACACAUAUUUUUGGCGGUAAAAUCCACACAAUUCUCUGAGUCCUUUCCAGGCAAGCAAUUCUUCUUUACCACAACAGAUUCGCAAGCACCUACAUCUAAUGGAAACUCCGAAACUACUGAAACUGAAACGCGAAAAACGCCGAAUUACAUGUCUUUCUCUCCGCGGCUUAUUCUCAACCGCGACGGUGGUGGGUUUGGAAAAGUUAAACUCGGCUGCGGACUUCGCAUCCCGCAUGUGUGUCACUUUGAACAAGGCCUCGCCCUCACUAACGGGGGUGUGGUAUCCACUAACGUCAAGUUGUCUGAUCUGCUGGACGGUCUUGUGCUCAAGGGACGUGUGUCGGUAAAUACUAUUGCUCCAGCUUCACGAGAUGUUUCUACAGCUACUGUUGAUUAUCAUCGUCGUGACUUUUACUCUUCUCUUGGUUAUCAACGUAAUGGACUCGGUAGCAGUGAUCUUCUUGUGGAUUUUGGAACAAAGUUCUUUAAUCUUCUCGCAGGUGCUGGGUUUGAGCGGCAGAAGCUAUCGUAUCUUGAGCAGCAUGAUGCUGCAGCACAGAUGGAUGUGCUCUACGCUGGUUUAGGCUUCACUGGUGUGAAUUGGUCCAUUGGGGCCAAAAUGGUUCGUGCGAAUGAUGCAUGGAGUAAUGCCCGAGUAGCAUUUUAUCAACGUAUGGCACCUAAUACUUCUGUGGCCUGUUCUUAUAACUUUGACUUGUCAGCUUCUCAGACACUUGUCUCAUUGGGAUUCUCACAAGGAUUUCGUUUGCGUGUGCCAACCAUUCUACAGCAGCGAGCAGAAGAACAAGUGGAUGAGUGGACAGCAAUUUUGCCAUUUGUUGGGGCAGUAAAGGCGGAAAGUAAUGGGACGUGUGCGAUGACCAUUCGUGGUGUUUUUAAUGGGGUGGUUCGCUGGGGCCUAAUUGCUCAUAAAAAUCUUCUUAUAGACAAAGACCCGAUACGAUACGGUUUGACUAUAUCGAUGGAGUCAAGUUGA
Messenger RNA from Trypanosoma theileri, 1074 nucleotides. RefSeq names its product putative suppressive immunomodulating factor. The record is from RefSeq and is a predicted model, not a curated record. The transcript has a single exon. The coding region runs from base 1 to 1074 and encodes 357 amino acids. Lineage: Eukaryota; Euglenozoa; Kinetoplastea; Trypanosomatida; Trypanosomatidae.